Messenger RNA from Hyalella azteca, 746 nucleotides. RefSeq lists its product as uncharacterized. Bases 67 to 486 code for a protein of 139 amino acids. The transcript has 3 exons. The record is from RefSeq and is a predicted model, not a curated record. NCBI's taxonomy places the organism in Eukaryota, Metazoa, Arthropoda, Malacostraca, Amphipoda, Hyalellidae.
ACGACUAUCCAAAAACUGAUCAGCAGAAGUUGAAGCUCAAGAGAUCGCUCGCAGUUCAUACGAGAAAUGGAGCUGCGCAUGUGCAAGAGUAUGGUGGUGUUUGAGACCGAAGUGUUAGCCGGUAAUCACCCAUUUAAAAUGAAAUUCAAUGACGACGGCUCGCGGUUGGUGCGGGUCCAAGACGGCUUGGUUGAGGUUGUUGACCCGCGGACGCACCGUGUCGUCCACACCCUACCACGGAUAAUCAGCUUAAGAUUGGAAGGACAAUAUUUCGAGUUCACGGACGUCGAUCAUGAGCUGAUCCUCGAUUGCUGCUUCAAGGAUAUAAAGGCCCCAGAGUUACAGCUCUGGGAUAUGCGGUUUUCGUCAUCACAUGUCGGCAGGAUCCGUUUCUGUGAUGCAGCGAUGGCUCAAUAUGAGUACUCCAAGAAGGAGAGGGCCCUCCUGACUAAUAUAUUUGAUUUUGAAUACGGAUUGAAGUAUUGAGAAAUAUUUUUUGUAUACAUCUGUUCAAUAUUUUGCAGCUUCUCUUCGCCAGUUAAAUGAUUUGUGUGGCUUAUGAGGAUGAAAAGCAUGGAUAUAUUUUGCGGUAGACACUUUUGCAUUUUUUUCGCUAAUAAUAUUGAAUUGUUUACUAUCACUCUGAUGGUUAAAUAGGUCACGAACGUUGAUUUAACGUUGAUGCAUUUAGUUUGAUGGGUAGUCAUAAGAUGUACGUAUAUUGAAUUUAUUUUCACAUAGAUAUA